AUGAUGCGCGUGCUGGCGGCCGCGGCCGUGUUGCUUGCAGUGGUGGGGACGGGCGCUGAGGCGUGGCAGGGUGCGUGGCUCGCGGACGGGGGCUCGGGGGCGAUCGACGCUCGCGGAAUGGAGCGGAUCUCGUUCGAGGGCCUCGGCGGGGUGCUGUCGGUGCUGCUCGGCCGGGCAUCGGGCCUCGACGCGCUCUCUGUGGAAGCACACGAGGUGGCGAAGGCCGUGACGUUGGAUGCGGCAGUGGGUGGGGCGGUGCCUCGGGCGGUGUUCGGGCUGCAGGUGCUGGGGGCUGGCCCCGGCGUCUUCGACGGGAUCGACGUGGAGGGGCGCGCGCUCGAGAUGGACCGUCUCGACGCCACGCGGGCUGCGCUGGGCCUCAGCAGAGCCUCCCAAGGUGCCGCGCGCAUCUCGGUCGACAUGGGCCUGCUCAAGCGCUGCACGGGCAGCUGCCUGACCGACCUCGUUGCCGAGACCGCCGCCCGCGUCCCCGGCCUCGCCUACGCGGCGGACAGCGCCACUCUCGGCCUCCCGAACGACGCGCAGCUGGACACGGAUCGCCCUGCGACGCAGCUGCUGCUCGCAGAGAUCGCUGCGCUCGUCGCGGGCGCCGACCGCGCUGCUGCGCGCCGGCCGGAGCGCCCCGCGGUGCUCCGCGGCACCCUGGUCUCCCUCCAGGCGAUCCGCGCGGACCCAGAAGUCACCGCCGAGCAGGCAGCGGGCGCGCAGGCGGCCCUCUCCGCCGCGAUCGGCGCCGCCCUGCGCGCCGCGGACCCCGCCGCAGCCGUGCUCGUCGCGACCGACGCCGCACCCGACGUCGGCGCCGACACCGGCGCGCUGCUGCGGUGGCGGCGCGCGGCGCAGGGCGACGCGGACGACGAUGACGACGGGGGCGGCGGGAAGGGCAAGAAGGAGGAGGGCUUGACGGCGGACGAGUGGGUCAAGCGCGCGAUCGCCUACGGGGCCUUCGUGCUGGUGUUGUACGGGCUGUACGCGUCGGUGUACCACAUGGUGUACAUGCCGAUCACGCGGGACACGCUGCUGUACUCGCGCACCAAGGCCACGUGA
Molecule: messenger RNA, 1068 nt
Organism: Pedinophyceae sp. YPF-701
Lineage: Eukaryota; Viridiplantae; Chlorophyta; Pedinophyceae
Source: the annotation of a GenBank genome assembly